CUACCCGUGGUCUGAGGAGAUCCGAAGUGGCGUUUAGAAAUAACGUGACCGUGACCUUAGCGUCACUAUCUCAGAAGGGCAGAUUGCGGGGUCAAAACUUGGAGGUUCAACCUCAACCUCCUCUAAUUAUGUCUUUGCUACCCCUGUACUAUCGCAAUAUAGCACGUCUCAAUUACCCUUUCCUCUUUGAUCAAGAUGCGGCUCCUAAACUCGACAAGUUUCGAGCUCGCUGAGUUCGUGGGCGAUGACAUCCCAACGUACGCCAUCCUCUCGCACACUUGGGACAUUGAAGAAGUUACCCUCGGCGAUAUGAGGCGGCGAGACUUCGAUCACCUAAAAGGAUUUGCCAAAAUCAAGGGCUGUUGCGAGCAAGCGGCACAAGAUGACUUGCAGUGGGUGUGGAUCGACACGUGUUGCAUCGACAGACUAUCAAGCGCGGAGCUGUCCGAGGCUAUCAAUUCCAUGUAUCGGUGGUAUCAAAACGCCGAGGUCUGCUAUGUUUAUCUAUAUGAUGUCCCUCCACCAGACCCGUUCUUGGACAAGCACCUCUUCCAGAACGCUCGGUGGUUUACCAGAGGGUGGUGUCUGCAGGAGCUCAUUGCUCCACGAGAGGUAGAAUUCUACGCGGAAAACUGGACGGAGUUGGGAACAAAGUGGAGUUUAUGGCAGGCCAUAUCCGAAACAACUUCCAUCCCGGUCGCUAUUCUUCUUCAAGACAAGCGACCUGCGGAUUUUCCCAUCGCCCAACGCAUGUCAUGGGCAUCGAAGCGGAACACGACGAGGGAGGAAGACAUGGCGUAUUGUCUGCUGGGCAUCUUCGAUAUCCACAUGCCUCUUCUCUAUGGAGAAGGUCGGAGGGCAUUCAUUCGACUCCAGGAAGAAAUCAUGAGGCGAGGAGUGGAUUACAGCAUCUUCCUUUGGCGAUCAAACGCGUUUCAUGAUACCACAGGACUUCUUUGCGAUUCCCCUCACUACUUUCCAACAGACGGAGUACCCAUAAGAUCCGGGGGUUUCUGCAAAUAUUCCGGUAUCGUGGCAUCCAAGAUUCCCAUUCAAAACGGGCCUGAACAUACCAAGCCACCUGAGGUUACCCCACGCGGUCUUCAAAUGACCCUUCCCACCAAGGCGUCUGCGGGUGGUUCCCAGCUGGCUUGGAUUUACCUAACGCACAACGACGGCCUUGUUUGCAUAAUUUUAAGCCUACAGCAAAGCGACUAUAAAUACCACAGAGUCAGGGUGGGCUGUGUUGAGAUAGUCGGCAAGGGAGACUUGGAGAGCUUCCAAACCGAAUACAUGUGUAUGGCCAUCUUUACGGAACUUUCUCUCCCGAAGAUCCCAAUGCAAACGCUGGAUUUCAAGCUUUGGAUGAAGUCAACGGCAGAUGAGAAGCUGUCCAUCAUCGACAUCUAUCCCGAGUGCCACUUGGACCAUCGAGAGGACGGCUCAUAUGGUAUGCAACUUAACCUAGUUGCUUGCCCCGAGUUAUUCAUCAUGGUAUUCGGCGUGGAACAAAACUCAGCAACCCAUCGAUUUGUUGCAGCACUCAAUAUGUUCCAUGGUCAUUGGGCUUGCAAGAUCCGCAAAUUUGAACCCGAUGUACCGCUUGAAACAGUAGCAGAGGAAGUGUGGAAAUUGGGGCCCGAGGAAGAGGAGGGCGACAGAGCUAUUUCACGCCUGCCGAGCGGUACCUAUGUUACGGUUGCUUCGAAAAGGAGAUCGCAAAGCUGCCGAUCUCAUAUGUAUGUUUCCUUGAUACCUGCAAACUAUGCUGCGGACCUUCAUUUGCUGCGGACUUUUAUCCCCAAGCAGGUCAAAUGGGCGCGUGGGCAAUCAAAAGACGCAGAGUCAUAAGCGCGAUAUCAUACCUAUACCCGUAUUUAUAGCUUUCUACCCUUGAUGAAUAGUCAAUUUGAGCCAAGAGAUCUGCUUAUACCAUCUUCAGUCAGUAUCGUCUACCAAACUCGGGUUCAUUGAGGCUCAAGAGUAGGACCUGCAGACCGUGACAGUGGGACAUACUCUUCUAUCCUGCCAUCAUACAAUCCAAUCAGGACACAAUCACCACGAAUAGACUGUUUGGUAUGGACUGAGGAAUAUUCGCUUGUUGCACGAGGGCCCUUAUUAAUAGACAGUAAUGCCGGCGAAGGGAGGAACUACAAAACGG
Molecule: messenger RNA, 2161 nt
Organism: Ilyonectria robusta
Lineage: Eukaryota; Fungi; Ascomycota; Sordariomycetes; Hypocreales; Nectriaceae
Product: heterokaryon incompatibility protein-domain-containing protein
Exons: 1
Coding region: 196-1851 (551 amino acids)
Source: RefSeq, a predicted model, not a curated record